AUGUCCGCGACUCCCAGCAGCUCCCGCCGCUCGCGCCCAACGCUUCGUCAGGCGACAUUUGUUCUCCCAAAAACAGGCCAGCGCCUGAAAGGCCUCGUGAACCUCCGAAAUUCCACACCGGUCUCCGACGAAAAUGAGGAAAGGCGCGGGCUCCUCACAAACGAAAUCCAACAUUAUGAGGGCUACCUCGACGUGCUCACGCGCCGUAUUCAUGAAAAAUGGACGCAGAUAAAUCAGUUCAUCAGGUCGGAACCGGGCAUUGGAGUCUUGAAGUACAGUCUUGCGUACUCGGUCGGAUCUCUUGCAACAUUUAUCCCCGCGGUCUCAGCCUUGCUGGGCCACCAGGAUGGGAAGCACAUGGUGGCUACGGUCACGGUCUACUUCCACCCUGCCAGAUCUCAGGGAGCGAUGUUCAAGGCCUUGAUCUGCGCGUUCCUGGCGUUCUGUUAUUCUACCUUCUUGACCAUUACCAGUAUGUUCGUGGAAAUGUUUUUCCAGGACACAUUGGAAUUGCCUGCCCUUGGCCAUGCGGUGGUUCUGAUAGUAUUUUGUGGCGGUGGGCUUGGCUUUGUUGGGUGGACCAAGCAACGACUGGGAGAUCCUCUGGUGAACGUUGCCUGUUCACUCACUGCUCUGUCAACAAUCACCGUCUUGACUAAGGAGGGUGCUGUGCAAAGCGGCGACUUGUCUCUUGCCAAAACCUUCCAAGUCUUGAAGAUGGUCGUGAUGGGUGUGGUGGCCGUCAUUAUUAUAUCCUUUUGCGUCUUCCCCAUAUCAGCGCGUAAGAAGCUACGCGCGAACCUCGUCACGGUCACUGAUUCAUUGGCUCUAAUGAUGGCACUUAUCACGGAAAGUUUCUUGAGCGGCAGCGAAGAGGUCCUUGUCUCGGCCGAAUUCGUUGACGCAGAGGCGAGGCACCGCAAGGCCUAUAGCCAGCUCGACAGGCUCGUUCGAGAAGCUAAGCUUGAGCACUAUGUGGCAGGCACCGAAAAAGAGUACAGGCUCGAAAAGAAUCUCGUCCGCUGGGUGCAAGAUAUCACCCACAACAUGGGAGGGCUGCGUAAUGCAGCUUCUCUCCAGUUCAGUUUGAUUCGUGAGACCAUUGCCCGUGAGUCUGCCUCCACGGAAGAUCAGCAGGGUACCGCGACUCAUGUGGACUAUUUCACGCCGCUCGAGCGAUCCUGGUCGUUCCCAGAUGGGUCCUUUCUAGAGCCUAUCGUUGAGCGACCAGAGGAAGAAGUAUCACCGGACGGUUCCGACGACCUUGGAAGUGCUGAAUCAACACCCAGACCCGCACUUCUUCCAGCAGAUGUCUUCACUAUAUUCAUCUCUCAUCUGGGCCCUGCAAUGCGAUCGUUGGCAUUUACAUUGAAAGAGAUCUUCAAGGAGAUUCCAUUUGGGCCAGCACCGAACUACAGAGUCUCCGUGAAUGGUCGUCUGCGAAUCAGUCUUGACCGGGCGCUUGAUCUUUACAAAGAAUCGCGCGAGAAGACACUAGCGGCCUUGUAUCAACAACAGGAAACCAUGAAAUUGAAGACCCGCGAGGCUGAAGCCGAUCUUGAGGAAGUCUCAGCCAGCUGUGGCCAUUUCAGCUUUUCCCUCCUCGAAUUCGGAGAGCAGCUCCGAGAGAUGCUUUCCAUUUUAGAUGAGCUGCAGUUGGAAGUCGAAGAGCGGCCUAAUGGGCGAACCUGGUCAUGGCUCAAAGUCUGGCAGUGGUCAAGAAAUACGGAGGCAGCUAAAAUAGCUUCCUCUGAUGACGAAGCAGCUUCCAGAUCCAAUCCACCCGCUACUGGGCAGGCCCUCGAUGGGCAUGCUAGACAUGCAUCAGACGGCUUGAUUGCACAUAAUACACUCCCUGACAAUAUUCAGACACAAAAAGGCCCUUCGGCAAAGGAAACAACAAAGCAAAGACUCGGUUACCGUCUAUGGAAAUGCCUUGGGGUUUUCCGACGAGAUGAUACGAAAUACGCGAUCAAGGUUGGAGCAGGAGCUGCAAUUUACGCCCUGCCUGCUUUCCUUCCUUCAACCCGCCCGUUCUAUGGGCGUUGGCGGGGAGAAUGGGGUCUGUUGUCCUACAUGCUGGUUUGCUCAAUGACAAUCGGGGCCUCGAACACGACGGGGUAUGCCCGGUUUCUCGGUACUUGUCUGGGGGCAGUCGCUGCUAUCCUAGCAUGGAACAUCACCGCUGGAAAUGUAUUUGCUCUUGCAUUCUUGGGAUGGAUAAUGGCGCUUUGGACGGGAUACAUCACUAUUGUUCGUGGGAAUGGUCCCAUGGGCCGGUUCAUCAUGCUCACUUACAACCUGUCUGUGCUAUACGGCUAUUCCCUUUCUCAGAAGGGGGCGAAUUUCGACGAAGACGAAGGCGGCUCUAAUCCAAUCAUGACCGAAAUUGCACUCCAUCGAGUUGUUGCUGUGUUGUCUGGAUGCAUUUGGGGAAUCAUCAUCACUCGAAUGAUUUGGCCCAUCAGCGCAAGACGUAAGCUCAAGGAUAGCCUGAGUCUUCUCUGGCUGCACCUGAGCCUUGUCUGGAAACGCGAUCCCUUAUCCAUCAUGGCUAAAGGUCAAAAGUCUGUUUUAUACAUGUCACCUCGAGAGAAGCUUGAGAUUGAAAGAUUUUUGUCUCGGUUGGAGUCUCUUCAGGCUGCAGCAGGCUCCGAAUUUGAACUGAAGAGUGCAUUCCCGAAGCCUCAUAUGCCAACAUUGUUCGCCAAUGAUGUGGCCACUGAAGGCGAAAUCAGCCUUCUUCAAUACACAAAAUUAGAACGGCAGCAGUUAUCUGCUCGCGUGAGCCAUCUAUUAUCAGUGAUUGCUUCGUCAAUGAAGCUCGAGUACCCUUUGAGUGAUGUGCUACCUAGCAUUGAGCAUGCCAGAGACCGAUUGCUUGCCCGCAUCUAUCGCUAUCGCCUGGAUCGUGAAGCAUCUCAACAGACUACAGAUGAGGAUUGUGCUUUGCUUUAUGCCUACAUCUUGGUGACGGGCCAAUUAUCGAAUGAGAUUACGGAGAUCAUUGCGGAGAUUGGACAACUCUUUGGGGUAUUAAGUGAAGACGUAGUGCAGCUAGUUUGA
Molecule: messenger RNA, 3066 nt
Organism: Penicillium mononematosum
Lineage: Eukaryota; Fungi; Ascomycota; Eurotiomycetes; Eurotiales; Aspergillaceae
Product: FUSC family protein
Exons: 7
Coding region: 1-3066 (1021 amino acids)
Source: RefSeq, a predicted model, not a curated record